This is a messenger RNA of Cladocopium goreaui, 2108 nucleotides long. The record is from the annotation of a GenBank genome assembly. NCBI's taxonomy places the organism in Eukaryota, Dinophyceae, Suessiales, Symbiodiniaceae.
AUGGAGACUGAUGACCGAAGCCGAAGUGCCAAGCGGCGGCGUGUCGUGGAACUGAACUCUUUGAGCAUCAAGGGAUUGGAUGGACAAAACUUUCAGCUGCAGAUUGAUGGUGAUGAUGCAACGGUUGAAGAUGUGUACACGUACAUUUCAGAGAAGAUCGGCCUGAAACCAGGAAGGAAGUUGCUGCUGACUUCAGGUUGCACUAUCCUCGAGGCCUCCAAACCACUGCUUCCGCAAGUGCAGAAUGAGGAAAUCAGUUUCGUCAUCCAACGAAUGCAUUUCUGUGAGGUUGUCAAAAGUUUCCAGAGAACCACAGAAGCCGAGACAACCAACAGCCUGACUGCUGUAGAUAUGAACGCAGUAAAAACAAUUGUUUCACUGGCCAAUGUGCGCGACUUCAACUUUGAGUGGAAAGGCAUGUCAUUGCUGAGUAGCCUCAAGACUUUGACCUUUGAAGGUGACUUUGAGCGGAGUUUGGCAGGUGUGAGAUUGCCAAGCAGCCUUCAAACCCUGACCUUUGGAGAGGCCUUCAACCAGAGUUUGGCAGGUGUGACACUGCCGAGCAGCCUGCAGACAUUGACCUUUAGAUAUUCGUUCGAUCAGAGUUUGGCAGGUGUGACACUGCCGAGCAGCUUGCAGACGUUGACCUUUGGAUAUUCGUUCAAUCAGAGUUUGGCAGGUGUGACACUGCCGAGCAGCGUGCAGACGUUGACCUUUGGAGAUCUCUUUAAUCAGAGUUUAGCAGGUGUGAAACUGCCGAGCAGCUUGCAGACGUUGUUCUUUGGAUUUUCGUUCAAUCAGAGUUUGGCAGGUGUGACAUUGCCAAGCAGCCUGCAGAGUUUGACCCUUGGAUACAGGUUUAACAAAAGUUUAGCACGUGUGACAUUGCCAGGGACGUUGCAGACGUUGACCUUUGGAUGUGAUUUUAACGAGAGUCUUCCGCGUGUGACACUGCCGAGCAACCUGCAGAGCUUGACCUUUGGACGUUCGUUCAAUCAGAGUUUGGCAGGUGUGACACUGCCGAGCAGCUUGCAGACGCUGACCUUUGGAGAUCUCUUUAAUCAGAGUUUAGAAGGUGUGACACUUCCAAUCAGCCUGCGCAAUUUGACCCUUGGCAGUUCUUUUAAUCAUAGUUUAGCACGUGUGAUAUUGCCCUUGAGCCUGCAAACUUUGACCAUCGGCGAUAAUUUCAAGAGGGUUUUAAAAGGUGUGACGCUGCCAAGAAAUCUGCAGACGUUGUUGUCCUUUGGAGAGUAUGCCAACACGUCCUUGGCAGGAGUGUCAGUGCUAAGAAACCUGCAGACUUUGAACAUUGGGUUUUCAUUCAACAACAAGAGUUUAGCAGGUGUGAUAUUACCAACAAGCCUGCGUACGUUGACCCUUGGAGAUUUGUUCAAUCAAAGCUUGGCAUGGGUGACAUUGCCAAGCUGCCUCCAAACGCUGACCUUUGGAGAUUCGUUCGAUCAGAGUUUGGCAAAUGUGACAUUGCCAAACAGCCUUCAAACGCUGACCUUUGGAGGGCCAUUCAACCAGAGUUUGGCAGGUGUGACACUGCCGAGCAGCUUGCAAACGUUGACCUUUGGAGAGGCCUUCAACCAGAGUUUGGCAGGUGUGACACUGCCGAGCAGCCUGCAGACAUUGACCUUUGGACAUCUCUUUAAUCAGAGUUUGGAGGGUGUGACACUGCCGAGCAGCCUGCAGACAUUGACCUUUGGAAUUCUCUUCAAUCAGAGUUUGUCAGGCGUGAUAUUUCCGAGCAGCUUGCAGACGCUGACCUUUGGAAAUGUCUUUAAUCAGAGUUUAGCUGGUGUGGCGCUGCCAAACAACCUGCAAACGUUGAACUUCGAAGAUUCGUUCAACCAGAGUUUUGAAGGUGUAGCUUUGCCAAGCGGUCUGCAAAAGUUGACCUUUGGAGAUCGGUCCAGGCAGCAAUUGGAAUCAUUGGAAGGCGUUCUUUUCCCCAGCGAUUUGCAGCAAAUCUGUUGGCGUGGUUUGUCCAUCGACAUUUUAGGGUCAGCGUGAAGUAAGACAUUUCUGACAGAUCUGUCACUCUGCAGCUGCUUUGACAUUGAAGACAAAGAGAUGCCUUGGUUUGAAUGGAAAAUGAA